AUGUGUCCCCCACAUUUCACUCUUUCAUCACCACCAUUACCACCACCUACCUGUUUAUCUCCUCCUCCUCCUACUACACUCAAAAUAAUGUCCCUAAUUCUCCUACUGUCGUUCCUCUUCUUCUUCGGGCAUUAUGGUUCUGCUUCCCCAACAGUUCAAACCCUUGACAUUAAACCACAAUACUUCAAUCCCAAGCUCCCACCCAAAAGUCUCUCCUCCUCCAAGAAAUUUGAGGGCUCAUCAGACCUCGUAAACCUUCGCUACCACAUGGGUCCAGUCCUCUCCUCGCCGAUCAACAUAUACCUCAUAUGGUACGGCAAGUGGUCCCCAUCCCAACAACUCCUCAUCAAGGAUUUCCUCCUCUCCAUCUCCACCGUCAACCACCGCGCCGCCCCUUCCCCCUCCGUCGCCGAGUGGUGGAGCACCGUCUCUCUUUACACGGACCAGACUGGCGCAAACAUCUCCCGCUCCGUUCUCAUCGCCAGCGAGUACUCCGAUCGCCUUUAUUCCCAUGGCACUCACCUCACCCGCCUCUCCAUUCAAGAGGUCAUUGCCACAGCCGUCCGAUCCAAACCCUUUUCCGUUGAUCACAAAAACGGGAUCUAUCUCGUAUUAACCUCCGUGGACGUGACCGUACAGGAUUUCUGCCGAGCGGUGUGUGGGUUCCACUACUUCACCUUCCCAUCUAAGGUAGGGUACACUCUCCCCUACGCAUGGGUCGGAAAUUCGGGCAAACAGUGCCCCGAAGUAUGUGCCUACCCGUUUGCCGUACCGGGCUACAUGGGCGGCGGCGGCCCCGGAGCUCUGUCACCGCCGAAUGCGGACGUGGGUGUUGAUGGAAUGAUUAGCGUGAUCGGUCAUGAGCUCGCUGAGCUGGCGUCAAAUCCACUUGUAAACGCGUGGUAUGCGGGUGAGGACCCGACGGCACCGGCGGAGAUAGGGGAUCUGUGUGAGGGAUUGUACGGUAGUGGGGGUGGGGGAGGGUACAUUGGACAGGUGAUGAGGGACAGAGAAGGCAGGACUUACAAUGUGAAUGGAAGGAGGGGAAGGAAGUUUUUGGUACAGUGGAUAUGGAGCCCUGUGUUGAAGGCUUGUGCCGGUCCAAAUGCUUUGGACUAA
Ilex paraguariensis (yerba mate) is the source of this 1119-nucleotide messenger RNA. NCBI's taxonomy places the organism in Eukaryota, Viridiplantae, Streptophyta, Magnoliopsida, Aquifoliales, Aquifoliaceae. The record is from the annotation of a GenBank genome assembly.